Molecule: messenger RNA, 2211 nt
Organism: Trichoderma virens Gv29-8
Lineage: Eukaryota; Fungi; Ascomycota; Sordariomycetes; Hypocreales; Hypocreaceae
Exons: 2
Coding region: 1-2211 (736 amino acids)
Biological process (GO): transmembrane transport; fungal-type cell wall biogenesis
Source: RefSeq, a predicted model, not a curated record
AUGGCGGCCCUGCUAUCGCCAGUAUUUGCCGAAAACAUGCUCGUUUCCACCUCCCUCAACACCUGUCAAGACAACUCGGGUCUCCAGGCCAGUUUCUUCAACGUCGUCUACACCCCGAACAAUAAUUCAGCCACAAUUCACCUGGUGGCCACAUCCUCCGUUCAAGGCUACGUCAUGUUCGACAUUGAGGCCUCUGCCUACGGUUACACCUUUCUCAAGACCCAACUCGACCCGUGCAAGAUCAAGCUCGCCGGUAUGUGUCCCAUGACGGCAGCUGCCAAGUUCAACAUCCCCUUCAACAUCCCCGUCAGCGCCGAUGCUGCCAAGCAGAUUCCUUCCAUCGCCUACUCCGUACCCGAUCUGGAUGCCAGCGUUAGGGUGCGUAUCAACCUUACUAGCACUGGAGAGAGUAUUGCCUGCGUCCAGGCCGACAUCUCCAACGGCAAGACGGUCAACUUGACCGGUGUCAAGUGGGCUACUGCCAUUAUUGCUGGUAUCGCCUUGGUUUCUUCUGCCGUCUUCAAUGGCCUCGGUCACUCCAACACAGCCGCUCACGUUGCCGCGCUGUCGCUGUCCCUGUUUGGUUAUUUCCAAUCCCAAGCUAUGAUUGGCUUGACCGGCGUCGGUCUACCACCCAUUGUCCAGGCCUGGACUCAAAACUUCCAGUGGUCCAUGGGCAUCAUCCACGUCAACUUCAUGCAAACCAUCUUCACCUGGUAUCAGCGAGCCACCGGCGGCACACCUGCUACCCUUUUCAGCUCCCUGGGCUCUGUUUCCGUCGCCGUUGAGAAGCGUGGUCUGGAUGCCGGCCUCGAAAUGAGCAAAGCCGUCAUCAAACGCGGUCUUGCCAUGAUGCCAACGGCCGCCGCCAACGUCCUGAAGCGAAGUGGAAACAUUCUGUCUCCAUCCGGAGGCUACGUUGUCUACGGAAUCCAGCGUGUGGCUUUCCAGGCCAAGAUUGAAACCACCAAUCUCUUCAUUACGGGCCUGACCUUUUUCUGGCUUUUUGCCAUCUUCACCAUGCUCGGCGUAACCCUGUUCAAGGGCAUCUGCGAACUCCUCGUCAAGCAGGGCAUUAUGAAGGCGGACAGGUUUCUCGAGUUCCGUAAUGGCUGGCGCACCGUCCUCAAGGGCAUUCUGUACCGUAUCGCCCUCAUUGGUCUCCCCCAGCUUUCCAUUCUGUGCUUCUGGGAGUUUACGCAGGUUGAUUCCGCCGCCGAGGUUGUGCUUGCCGUCUUCUAUUUCUUUUGUCCACUCAUUGCCCUCUGCUGGGGUGCUAGCAAGGUGAUUCAAAUCGCGCGUCGGUCUAUCAACAUGCAUGGAAACCCGGCCUACAUCCUCUUCUCCGACCCCCAGGCUCUCAACAAAUGGGGUUUCCUCUAUGUGCAAUUCCGUGCCUCUGCCUACUACUUCAUCGGGCCCAUCUUGCUCUACACCCUCAUCAAGGCCAUGUUUGUGGCAUUUGCGCAAAAGACAAACGUUGCUCAGGCUAUUGGCUUCAUUAUCCUCGAGGUUGGCAUGCUCAUUGCCACGUCAGUUCUGCGCCCGUGGAUGGACAAGAAGACUAACUCGUUCAACAUUGCCAUUUACGUUAUUAACUUCUUAAACUCCAUCUUCCUGCUCAUCUUCACCAACGUUUUCGGUGCCCCCCUGCUGGCUAUCGGUGUUGUUGGCGUUGUCCUGUUUGUUCUCAACGCCAUCUUCUCACUUGUUCUCCUGCUCAUGGUCAUCGCCUCAACCGUCUAUUCCAUCGUCCGCAAGAACCCCGAUGCCCGAUACCAGUUCAUGGCAGAUGACCGAGCAUCCUUUAUGAAGUCGCAGACGCAGCUAAACAACGGCGCCGCCACCGAACUGGACGCAUUGGCAGUCACUGCCAGAGGCGACAAGGCCGGCUAUAAGCUCGAUGACGAGGAGGCAUCCGUUACAUCCAACGAGAUCCGUCACCCGACGGACACGACAGCCAUGACUUAUGCUCCCCAGUCCAUGACGGCCCAGGCUCCGUUCUACCAGCCGGCUCGUUCAGUAUCCCCAGUCAACCCAUCCGUGCCACUCUUCCCGGCCAACGACCAACAGUCUCACUCAUCGUUGGGUCACAGCCACUCACCGUCGCCAAUCGGACGUGUUCCCUCGUAUGGCAGCAACACGAGCCCUGGCGGCUACAGAUCACAAAACAACGCAAGCCCCUGGCAGCGUGGUGCUGGUUACGACUAG